This is a messenger RNA of Motacilla alba alba, 14827 nucleotides long. RefSeq names its product myosin VIIB (gene MYO7B). Gene Ontology annotation, molecular function: cytoskeletal motor activity; protein binding; ATP binding. The transcript is spliced from 49 exons. Bases 2900 to 9514 code for a protein of 2204 amino acids. Gene Ontology annotation, cellular component: myosin complex; cytoskeleton. The record is from RefSeq and is a predicted model, not a curated record. Lineage: Eukaryota; Metazoa; Chordata; Aves; Passeriformes; Motacillidae.
CUUAUUUAGUUUGUUUCCUGCACUGCCCCUUUCAGAGCUAACAGACAUCAGUGACUUAGAGCUACAAAUCUGCUUAGAGGAAGGGAAGGAGGUUAGUGUAGGCAAGAGGACUGCUGAAUGAACAGUUUAAAUUGCAAAUUGUUACACCCAAUCCACCUCGCUUCAGAAACCUCAGAGAAAUAACUAGUUUAACAUAAAAUGACGUUUGGUAUCCAGGACCUGAUGCAGAAGUGACAAGGCCACUUUGAUUUAGCUGGAGAGAAAAUAUGAAAGGUAGUGCCAUGUGCAAAUUAAACCCUUUGAUCCUGACAUCAAUCUCUUAAUUAGGAAGUGUCAGGAAGAGGCAGUUUUGUUAACACAUGUCUAUCCGGACAGACCUAUUACUUUGAACAACAGCAGGAUUAAAUUCACCAGGAUUCAUCAAAUUUUAUUUUGUUGCUUUUCUUGGUGCAGCAUUCAUCAUAGGAUCCCAGAAUGGUUUGGAUGGGAAGGGACCUUAAAGCUCAUCCAGUUCCACCAUAACAGGGGCACCUUCCACUAUCCCAGGUUGCUCCAAGCCCUGUCCAAUCUGGCCUUGGACACUUCCAGGGAUGGGGCAGCCACAGCUUCUCUGGGCAGCUGUGCCAGUGUCUUGCUGCAUACUUAAUAAUUUUUUGAGCUUUAUUAUUUAAGAUGUAAUGUCACAAUCUUUACCAUCAGCAAUUUGCUUAAAGGAAAGUUUACGAUUAAUCAGCAUAGACCAUGCUACAGAUUACCCCUAAUUACCACUACAAAUGUUCCUGUGCUCUGAACAGUCCCUCACCAAACUCUGUGUUCAGCAGUACAUCGCGUUGCUCAUUCCUGGCAAGUUCCUCUCCUGUCUUUUCCUAUCUGCACAGCUCAGUGCCUGCCAAACCUGAGCUGCCCCUGUGCACUCACAGGUCCUUCUCUGGAGGCACCUUUAGCCUGCUCAUCUCAUUAGCUGCAUGUGCUGCACAGAGCAUCUUGGCUGCUUCCCCUUGGUAUAUCAAGUGCCUGCUCCCUCAGCUUUUGUUUUCUACCUCUUGAAUAUGUCAGCUGUGGAAAUCAAAAUCUCCCUUCUAGUGCAUAUUUCAGCUAUACAAUGAGUUGUACUUUUCUUUCAGAUGAUCUUGAUUUCCCUAUAUUCUAUCUAGUACAGUGUCUAUAGGACAUAAAUCCUGUACUUCUCUCUGAAGUAGCACAGGCACUGUGUCUUGGGCAAAAGUGUUAAAAAUAUAGUUGAUUUUAGAAUGAGAUUUCUGCCCCCAAACAGGCUCCAUUUGGAAUUUCAGCAGGUAUGUUUUGUUUGCUGAAGGAAUAUGCAUGGCAUUUUUUUAUCCAAUUAUACAAAAAGCUUUGGGUUUAGAUAUCUGCCUUGGUGGUAUAAAGGUAUGUACUUUGAUUUCUUUGCCACUAUUUGACCUUUUCCUAAUAAAACCAGUACUUGGAAUUUCGUUAAUCACAAACUGUUUCAAAAAUAAGUCUGCUAAAGAACUACUUUGAAGCAAAAUCUUUGAGUAGGAAUGAUUUGUACAUGUUAGAAACUUGAAGAAAGCUCUCUGUGGCUUUCUGCUUCUCUCCAAAAGUCUCUGAGCCCUGAAGUGCCUACAUUUUAUUUCUGCAUCUGUAUCUGCUGCUGUAAGACUUAAACAAAAACUCAGGUAAGGAGGCUGACAUUAAAACACAAAUAUGUGAUGUUGAUAUGUGAUGUUUUUUCAGUAAAAACACAUGCUACUGUUUCUUGCCAUGCAUGAAUACUUACCUCUGAUUUGGACGUGGAGCUACAGCAGGGGUCCCUUUAUACAGUGAACCUAGGAAACAAGAAAAUAAGAAUUAGGGUAUUAGGUACACUAGCACAUGCUCACAAUUAUUGCACAUUUACAUUUGCAUGUUUAAUAGUGGGUACACAGACUAGCGCACAGUGCUGUGCACAGGGCCCUGGAGGAAGGUGACACCACUGAGUUAAAAUACAUGGAAAAAAUUUCAUCUUCGCUGUUUGGGCUCAUCAUAAAAGAUGGAAUGUGCUUGAUUCCUGAGUUGUUGCUCUGGCUGGAGAAACCCUGUAUCUGCCUCUCCACAGAUGUACUACACUUCUGUUUCUUUCCCAUAGUGGAAUUUUACCAGAUUUGCAAGAAGGACACAGAGAGUACAUAUGGAGCCAACAGAAGGAAGGAAGCUCUUGGCCAUCCUGUCCUAUUUUGGGAAGAGAGAACUGGAAAAAUAACACGCACCUAGAUUCUGGAACACAGGGACAGAGUGUUUGUUGAGAGAUAAAUUGAUCAUAGUGAAACCAGGGCAUUUUGUCCCAUUAUAUGGGUGUGUGUAUGAAUUUCAGUUAAAUGUGAUGAGUUAAUUUUGGUCUGAGGUACUGUGAAACACAGACCAGACAGAACACAGACUGAUGGGCAUUUUCUUGCAGAAAAGAGCUAUGGAAAACCAAAGGGAGGUUUUGAUGAAGAUAUGAGGGUCUGAUUUUCUUCAUACAUAACAGGGUGAGAGACAGUCCGAGGGAAGUCAGUCACAUUGGAGCAGGAUAAGACCAGAUGCUAAAGGGUUUUGUUCUGGGAGUGCUUUCCAGAAAUCCAAAAGGAUACAGGCCCAGUGGAGAGACUGAAGUGUAAGGUUCACUCGAGCAAGAAUUAGCCUUCAUGCUCACUGGAACACCUGACCUGGAAGUGACAUAUACACUGAACUGGGAGCAAAGUCCUGUAAUAAAUAACCGUGCUUCAGUCAUUUCCUCCUUUGUGCAGUGGAGAACUGUAACUUAAUGGCACCAGGGCCAGUUUCACCUUUCUUUCCCUUCUUCUGCCAAUGCUUAUGAAAAAGAGGGACCUGAGCUGCAAAAGCCACACAGUGAAGAUUUCUUCUGGAGAGGUUGCAUACAGUGAUCUGAAACAUAAUGGUGGUUUUCAGAAAGGGUGAUCAUGUGUGGCUGGACACUCAACCAAACAGUGAAUUUAAUGUCCCAAUUGGGGCAGUUGUGAAGGAAUCUGACUCAGGACGGAUUUUGCUGGAGGAUGAUGAAGGCAAGGAGCACUGGAUCACGGCUCGGAACAUGCACAUGGUGCACCUGAUGCACCCUUCCUCUGUCCAGGGGGUAGAGGACAUGAUCCGCCUCGGGGAUCUCCACGAAGCUGGCAUGGUGCACAACCUCCUCAUCCGUCACCAGGAGCACAAAAUCUAUACUUACACAGGAUCAAUCCUUGUAGCAGUGAAUCCAUACCAGCUGCUGCCCCUCUACACGGUGGAUCAGAUCAGACUCUACUGUAACAAGAGGAUUGGAGAGCUUCCACCUCAUGUCUUUGCCAUUGCAGAUAACUGUUACUUCAAUAUGAAGAGGAAUAAGAGAGACCAGUGCUGUGUGAUCAGUGGGGAAUCUGGAGCUGGUAAAACCGAAAGUACAAAGCUAAUACUACAGUUUCUGGCAGCUGUCAGUGGCCAGCACUCCUGGAUAGAGCAGCAAAUCCUAGAGGCCAACCCCAUUCUGGAAGCUUUUGGAAAUGCCAAGACAAUUCGAAAUGACAAUUCAAGCCGCUUUGGGAAAUACAUUGAUAUUCACUUCAACCAAAAUGGUGUGAUAGAAGGAGCCCGCAUAGAACAGUUUCUCCUGGAGAAGUCCCGGGUCUGCCGGCAGGCUCCAGAGGAGAGGAACUAUCACAUCUUCUACUGCAUGCUAAUGGGGAUGAAUACAGAGCAGAAAAAGAUGCUGAAUCUGGGCACUGCUUCAGAGUACACUUAUCUCACUAUGGGUAACUGCACGUCCUGCGACAGCCGGAAUGACGCCAAGGAUUAUGCCCACAUCCGCUCGGCUAUGAAGAUCCUCAUGUUCUCAGACUCUGAGCACUGGGACAUCAGCAAGCUGCUGGCUGCCAUCCUGCACCUAGGGAAUGUAGAGUUCCAAGCGGCCGUGUACGACAACCUGGACUGCUCUGAUGUGAUAGACUCACCACACUUCUCCAUUGCCACCAAAUUGCUUGAGGUGGACUCUAGUGAACUCCAGAACAGCCUCACAAACCUCUCCAUCAUUGUCCGAGGAGAAAGUGUGUCCAGGCCUCUGAAUGUGUUUCAAGCUGCCAAUGGGAAGGAUGCCUUUGUGAAGGGUAUAUAUGGGAGGAUUUUCUUGUGGAUCGUGAACAAAAUCAACUCAGCCAUUUCCAACCCAGCUUCUCAGAAGCCUAAAGAGAGACAUCAAUCCAUUGGACUGCUGGAUAUUUUUGGGUUUGAAAACUUCAACAACAACAGCUUUGAGCAGCUGUGCAUUAACAUUGCAAAUGAGCAUCUUCAGCAGUUCUUUGUGCACCAUGUCUUCAAGCUGGAGCAAGAGGAAUACCUUGCAGAGCACAUUGCCUGGAACAACAUUGACUUCACUGAUAACCACCAGGCUCUGGAAGUCAUUGCACUCAAGCCCAUGAAUAUCAUCUCCCUCAUUGAUGAAGAGAGCAGGUUCCCAAAGGGCACAGAUGCCACCAUGCUUGUCAAAAUCAAUUCCCUCCAUGGUAAAAGCAAAGUCUACAUCCCACCUAAGAGUGUCCAUGAUACCAAGUUUGGCAUCAACCACUUUGCUGGGGUUGUCUUUUAUGAAUCAAAAGAUUUCUUGGAGAAAAAUCGUGACACACUGAGUGCUAAUGUAAUGCAAGUGGUCCAUUCCUCCAAAAACAAAUUCCUGAGAGAGAUUUUCCAGGUGGAAACAACCCCACCUAUUCUGGGACGUGGGACCAUUCGGCAUCUUGGAUCUGACCAGGUCUACAAGUGUGGCUUUCUGCUGUCCAGAACACCUGGCUACGGACAGGGCUUGGAUACCACCAAGAGGCUCUCGACACUGGGAGGACAGUUCAAGCAAUCCCUGGAAAAACUAAUGAAAAUCCUUGAGCAGUGCCAGCCUUACUUCAUCCGCUGCAUCAAGCCAAAUGACUACAAGAAACCACUGUUGUUUGAUCGGGAGCUGUGUAUCAAACAGCUGCGAUAUUCAGGGAUGAUGGAGACCAUUCAGAUCAGGAAAGCUGGGUACCCAGUUCGCUACAGCUUUGAGGAGUUCUUUGAGAGAUACAGAUUUCUUCUGCCAUGGUCUCUUCGACAAAAGCUGAAGAAUGAUACUCGACAGAGCUGCAUCAGCAUCUCCGAAGCAGUGCUGGGCAAGGAUGAAAGCUGGCAGGUUGGAAAGACCAAGAUUUUCCUUAAAGAUCAUCACGACACUGUAUUGGAGCUGCAACUCCAAAAUGUACUCACAGAUAAGGUUCUUCUUAUCCAGAAGGUGAUGAGAGGAUUGAAGGACAGGAAGCAGUUCCUGAAACAGAGGAGGUCUGCUGUAGCCAUUCAGUCAGCCUGGAGAGGCUACUGCUGCCGGAAGGAGUUCAGAAUGGUGCUGCUGGGCUUCGGGCGCCUGCAGGCGCUGUACCGCGGCCGGCAGCUGGCCCAGCGGUACGAGGCCACCCGCGCGCGGAUCGUCGGCUUCCAGGCGCUGUGCCGCGGGUUCCUGCUGCGCCACAGGCUGGCACAGCAGCAGAAAGCUGCGCGCGUCAUACAGGCCUACGCCAGGGGCAUGCUCGCUCGCCAAACCUACCAGAGGAUAAAGAGGGAGAACAAGCUGGAAGCCAGGAAUAUCCACUUGAAAGAAGAGAAACAUCUCAUCCAAGUCCUGGGACCACUGAAAGGAAGGGAAGAAGCUAUGAGAUUACAAAAGGAGCACCUGCCAACUCAGGAGAGAGAGGAGGCAGAAGCAAGACAAAGGAGGAACGUGCUUGUCAAUAAACCAACAAAUCAUGAUGUUAUCAGUGACCAAGAAAUGGUGGACAAAAUUUUUGGAUUUUUACCUUCUAUGAUUGGAGGCCAAGAAGGACAGGCUCCUCUGGGUUUUGAGGACUUGGAAACAAAGCAUAGCAAGCUGGAGGAAGUGGACCUGGACAUGGUUCCCAUGAGUGUGGAACUAGAAGAGGAAGCACAUGGUUUGGAAGAGUACACCUUCCCCAAGUUUGCAGCUACUUAUUUCCAGGGGUCUUCCACACAUACACACAUCCGGAGGCAGCUGCGGCACCCACUACUCUACCAUGAUGACAAGGACAACGUCCUGGCUUCUCUAGCUGUGUGGGUGAUCAUCCUGAGGUUCAUGGGGGACCUGCCAGAGCCAGCCAUGUUUGCCAAGAGUGCCACCACCAAGAGCAGCUCCGUGAUGACACAGAUAUAUGACACACUUGGCAGGAAAAACCAGGUCCAGUUGAGGAAUGACAGCCCAAAUAUGAGAGAAGGCAGAAGGGAUAACAAGAUUUCUAAGGGGAUUUCAUCCCUGAAACUGAAACGGUCAUCCAAGCUGACAGGGAAGGUGACAGAGCAGCUACGAAGUGGAGAAGAGGCUUUCCAAGAGGACAUCUCCAUCUCUCAGAGACCUAUGUCCAACCUAGAAAAAGUACACUUCAUUAUUGGCAAUGCAAUUCUGCGUCCUGCCAUCAGAGAUGAGAUUUAUUGCCAGAUUUGCAAACAACUCACAGAAAACAGCAACAGGAGCAGCUAUGCUCGUGGCUGGAUCCUUCUGUCCCUUUGCCUUGGCUGCUUUCCUCCUUCAGACACGCUUGUGAAGUACCUGUUGAAUUUCAUCCACCACGGGCCCACGGGCUACGCUCCAUACUGCGCUGAGCGUCUGAGACGCACCUACAGCAACGGGGCCCGGACUGAGCCUCCCAGCUGGCUGGAACUUCAGGCAACAAAGCAGAAGAAACCCAUUAUGUUUAAUGUCACCCUGAUGAAUGGCCAAAGCAUCACUGUCCCUGCAGACUCUGCUUCCACUGCCAAAGAGAUCUGUCAGUUCAUAGCAGAUAAAACCAAACUGAAGGAUGUCUUUGGGUUUUCACUCUACAUUGCUGUGUUUGAUAAGGUCUGGUCGCUGGGCGGGGGCCGGGAGCACGUGCUGGACGCCAUCUCCCAGUGCGAGCAGCUGGUGAAGGAGCGGGGCACGCACGAGCGCCACGCGCCCUGGCGCCUCUACUUCCGCAAGGAGAUCUUCACCCCCUGGCACAACUCCCGGGAGGAUCCUGUCAGCACUGAUCUCAUUUACCACCAACUCAUCCGCGGCGUUCGCUUUGGAGAGUACCGCUGUGAGAAGGAGGAAGAUUUGGUGGAGAUAGGUGCAAAAUAUUGUUAUAUCCAAUUUGGAGAUACCAUCCACAAUGAACUUGUGCAGAAGGUGCUCCAUGACUGUAUUCCAGUAAAACAGCUGAAGUCCAAGCCCCUGGAAAAGUGGGUGAGCCUUGUAACCUAUGCACAUGCUAAGGCCCCAUAUACACAGGACCAUCUCUCCUCUCAGACUGUGAAGGAGCAACUUGUAGAUUUUGCUCGCUUUCAGUGGCCUUUGCUUUUUUCCAGAUUCUUUGAAGUCACUAAGUUUUCAGGACCCAGCUUGCCUAAGAACCACUUCAUCAUUGCUAUAAAUUGGAAAGGCAUCUGCUUCUUGGAUGAGUCAGAAAAGCGGCUCCUUGAGCUGACCUUCCCAGAGAUAACUGGCAUCCACACCAACAGGGCAGUGAAGUCAUUUGGACAGAGCUGCACUCUCAUCACACUUCGUUCCGAGGAGUUUGUUCUGACAUCUGUAAACAGUGUUGUCAUUGCUGAACUGGUGGUGAUGUUCCUGGAAGGACUGAAGAAAAGAUCACAAUUUGCUGUGGCAAUGCAUGAGAAAAAACCCCAGGAGGAUCCUGGCAUCUUGUCCUUCAAGAAGGGAGACUUGCUAAUCUUCACUGAAGACAAAAGGCUGGAUGCAGACUCUGGCUGGAUCUGUGCCCAGAAUGAAAGGACAGGCAAAACAGGGAAUGUAUUUUUGGAAGACAUCUACAUCAUUCCUUCCCUCACAAAACCCUCUAGUCAAGUGCUGAGUUUGCUAAUGAUGUCUCCAGACCAGAGGAGGACAGCUUCACAGAACUCCUUCAUGGAGGAACCUGCUGAAGAGGAUAUCAAGGUGAAGCCUUACACCCUGGAGGAGUUCUCCUACGAACACUUCAGGACUCCUGAGAAGGAAUCCAUCAGCAAAGCUGUUCUCCAGAAAUCCCGUGGGCACAGUCAACUGUGGGCACAUUCCAAGGAGCCUCUGAAACAGCCACUGCUGAAGAGAGCAUGCACAGACCCUGAUCUUCGGGAUUUGGCCUGUCAGGCCUUCAUUGCCAUCAUGAAAUUCAUGGGAGACUACCCCUCAAAACAGGCACACUCCUCCGUUGAAGUCACUGACCAGAUAUUUGUGCCAGCUAUCCAGGAGGAGGUCCUGCGGGAUGAGAUUUACUGUCAGAUUAUGAAACAACUGACUGAGAACAGGAACAGGUACAGCGAGACCAAGGGCUGGCAGCUCCUCUGGCUCUGCACUGGCCUCUUCCCACCCAGCAAGUCACUGCUCAAACACGCCCAGAAGUUCAUAGAGACACGCCAGAAAGAAACACUGGCCCCAGGGUGCCGUCGGAGGAUUCAGACAGUAAUGAGGAGUGGCUGCAGGAAGUGGGCACCUCAUCCUGUGGAGGUUGAGGCCAUCUUACAGAACAACACUAAGAUCUCACACAAGAUUUGCUUCCCCAAUGAAACAGAACUGACAUUUGAUGUGGGAACAAACACCAAAAUCCAGUCUCUGUGUCAGAACAUCGCUUCCAAAUUGCAGCUGCAAUCCUGGGAAGGUUUCAGCCUCUUUGUGAAGAUUGCAGACAAGGUGAUCAGCCAGAAUGAAGCAGACUACUUCUUUGACUCACUACGGCAGGUGACAGACUGGAACAGAAGGAAUAAGCCAGGAAAAGAUGGGGCUGCUCUGUCUGUGGCCUAUGAAGUGUACUUCAUGAGAAAGCUGUGGCUGAAUGUCACUCCUGGCAAGGAUCUGAAAGCUGACACCAUUUUCCAUUACCACCAGGAGCUGCCAAAGUACCUCAGAGGCUACCACAAGUGCUCCAAGGACGAAGCUGUGCAGCUGGCAGGGCUGAUUUAUAAAGCGCGCUUCAACAACGACCGCACACAGCUGGCAGCCAUCCCCAAAAUCCUGAAGGAGCUGGUGCCAGACAAUCUGCUCCGAGCAGUGGCACCAGACGAAUGGAAGAAGAGCAUUAUUGCAGCAUAUAGUAAACAUGAAGGAAAAACUGUGGAUGAGGCCAAGAUUGCUUUCUUGAAAAUGAUACACCGGUGGCCAACGUUUGGAUCAGCCUUUUUUGAGGUGAAGCAAGCCUCGGAGCCCAAUUUCCCAGAGAUUGUACUGAUUGCAAUCAACAAGCAAGGAGUCUCACUGAUACAUCAGAAGACAAAGGAUAUUUUAGUAGUCUACCCUUUCAAUAAGAUCUCCAACUGGAGCAGUGGGAGCACAUAUUUCCACAUGACCAUAGGGAACCUGGUACGAGGAAACCGGCUCUUAUGUGAGACAUCUCUGGUAAGAAGAGUUUUACCAACUAAGGCACAACAAAAUCCUAAUUUUUCCUUUCCAACCCUGACUGCUACAAAAGAUGACGGUGUGAAAACAGAUACCAGUGCAGCAUUAUAUCAAAACAAUUAUGCAUUUUUACCAUAAUUAUACCAAUUAUACCAUAAAUACCAAAAGCAUUCAGUGCUGUGUCAAUAAAACUGCCAUUUAGAACUUGUUUCCAUUCAUAUAUAAUGCUAUCUGAUGCAAAGAUGCAUGACACAGGACACAAGGAAAAAUAGUAAUUUCCCGAAUUCUUCCCAUACAUCAAAAUUCUACCCAUUUGAGAAGUUAAGACUGCAAACCUACAGAAGGAGCUUUUUGUCUUGCAUGUCUGCCUCCAGUUAUGAAAUAAUGCCAGUCCUGUAAGACUUCGUAUUUUCCAGGGAGUGGUACCACUUUUUUAACAAUUGGUUUCAGACUACUCAGAGUCUCAGAGAAACAUCACUGUAUUAAUAUUUAAAGGUAGGUUUGUAGAGAUAACAAAAACAUUUAAAGGCUAACUACUCUGACAGAAAAGCUUGGAUUCUUAAAUACAAGAAUCUUAAGUACAAGUCAAGCUGCAGAGUGAGUACCAAGGAGACAGUGGAGCUAUGGUCUGUAAAGUUUUGGAAAUCUAUGAAAAGCAGAGGGAGAAAUGGACAAAUUGUAACUAAACUAAACAAAACAGAUAUUGAAAGAAAAGAUGUUCAUGCAAGGAAGAACCUGAGAAGGUGAUGGAUGAGGGAAGAAAUGAUAGUUAUUUUUGCUUCUAGAGCUCCCUAAGAGAUUUAAGAUUUUUUUCUUCCCUGACAGGGUUACAAAAUGGAUGACCUGUUAACAUCCUACGUACGCCUGCUCAUGAAUGCUGUAAACAAGCAAAAGAACCUCCCAGCCUGAGAGUGGAAAUAGAGCCCAUGACCAGUACUUGUGCCAAACUACCUGUAAUUUCAUAUCCCAGAAGAAAUGCCAUUUAAAGAAUAUUAAUCUUGUUGAUUGAUCACACACUGGAUGAACUGAGUUGCUGAAAUACUACUGCAAGAGAAACUCAAGUGAGCAUGUGCUUUCAAACAUCUGUAACACUUCUGUCUUAGAUGUAGUAUGAGAAUUCCAUUCAGACACUGGAUUUAGAGAAAGUUUAGAUGGACUUUAAUGUUCUAUGGGAGUGCAGAAACCCUGUGAAGACCCCUUCUAAUAGCCUGAAUUUCCUCCAUUCAAAGACAGACACACAUGAAGAGAUGUCUUCUUUUUGGAAAGAAAAUGCCCCUUAUUGUACAUGCUCUUAAACGUACAAACCCCAAGAGUCUUUGCAAACAAAGGUAAUGUAAUUUUUUUCCUCCUACUGGCAAUUCUAAGAGUGGAGAAAUGCCCUUUAGUAGCACAUAAUGGGACAGUUUGAAAGGUAAGAUGUUGUCCCCUGACUUACCACAGUCUUGCUUAAAUUAAAUAGUCCUCUUUCUUCCAGAUGUUAUAAUGCUCUUGGAAACUAACAACUGCUUUCUACUGUGCAGUAUCUAGUAUGCUCUGAAACGAGUCUGGGGUUUGGGUCCAUCACUUUUAGUUGCUCCUAUUUCAAGAUAUAGAUGAGCUAUUCAGUGCAAAUCAGAACUGAAGAACUCAGUCUAACAGAAGUCUGUUGAAAAGAGACUUUUCUGCUCCACAAAAAUGUUCUGUUUGGAGUUAUGCAGACAUUCCCUCACGAGACAAGAAUAAUAGCUUUAAUUUGUCCUGAUCUUUUCUGCUUCCUGUUUAGCAGACAGCUUGAGUGGUAAAAUUUGAUUCAGCACUUGUUCAUCCCUAAGAACUUUUUAGAAGCACAGCUUUGGUGCCACGGGAACCAGAGUGUGUUCUGAGUGUGUAAAGCAGAUACAGACUGUGGUGGGAGCAAGCUUAGCUGCUUCCCCCUCAGAUCAAGUACUCCUCCCUCACUCCCAGUGAAACAUGAACAUGUCUUAAAGCAUUGACACCAAGUUCCUUGAGACACAAUCUGGCAGUGCUGGAAAAGCAGCUCUGCCUGAUCUCUCAACUUUGCCAAUGGAUGCACAAUGGUUCUCUUGUUCCCUCAGACAUGUGUGUGCAAAAUUCAAAUGCUGGUGGGAGUUUUGUAUAUGGGUGGCAGGGAAGAGCCCACUCUCUUUGUGCAUCUAAAUGAGUGCCACACCUGUCAGAAUAGCUGAUCUUUUUGCAAGCAGUUAGAUGCUCCUGCUGUAAUGUCCAUUGCUGGCAAUGGAAACGCUGGAGUCUAAUUAUCCAGAGUGGUUUUCUCACCCAAUGUCUGAUCUAACUAGCUAUAAGUGAGAAAUGUACAACACUUCACCUGUACAAAAAGAAAUCUUGCAGCCAAACUGUAUUGUUUCUGGUUUUUAAAUAAAAGACUGCAGAAAAUCAACCAUGUCUUUUUUUAACCAAGUGAAUGUUUGCUCCAGAUCCAUGUAACCUAAAUCAACCAAAUAACCACUAUAUCAUGUAAAUUAUCAUAGUAUUCCAUCUGCUCAUUACCUACACAACACAAUUUGUACAACACAGCCACUAAAAGGAUGAUACCCCUUUCUGCACAUCCUCAUCAACCACCACAUCACUACAGAAGCAGCACAGGUCCAAAGCAUGAAUUCACCACAACAGUGCCUCAGGUUUCAGCAGUCCCAGAGUUCCUAGGAGUGGGUAACAGUCUCUGGCUAAGCACUGAAAAUACGGCAUUAACUGUACACUGUACAAUUUUUUUUCUUUUUCUUUUUUUGUGUGAAGUUUUAAAAUGUAUUACAGUUAACUUUAAUACAAGAUCAUACAAAGGCACGGUAUUACAGCAUUUCAUCUACAAUCAUGUGCUUUGGUUAGACAGCUCAAACAAUGUGUGAUAAAGUGAGAGCUCUACACGGUGCAGAACCCAUCAAGGCCUGAACCAAGGCAGGGAGCUGCUAAUUCUUUUCUCAAUCUAAUACCUCAGCACUUAACAGUGCUUUACAGGCUAGUAGAACCAUGUUUAUUACAUGCUUGCCUGCAAUCUAUUCCCUCCCCAUCCAAUCACUUCUGAAAGAGUGUCAGUCAUAUCAUCUAAUACCAGCCAUGCCACAUCAGGAAUUCUCCAUAUGAAAGGCUGACCAGUGUUUGCCAGCACUGCACAGACUGCUGUAAAAACACCAGGAUGCAAAUCUAGAGAGAGGAUUAGUGCCACAAAGAAAGAUUGCAAGUGAUUAGAAUACCCUUUGAAAAAAAACAAGCUUCACACACCAUGCUUUCUAAAAGCAAAACCAUUUUCAAGUGCACUCAGUGAGUGUUAGUGAUUUUACAAUAAGGUAUAAAUAUGAAUUGGGUAUAAAUAUGAAUGUAUAGUGUGAUGUAUCUUCUAUUAAGUGUAGAUUUCUGAGCCAAGCUCAACCUUCAUAUAAGUCUCUACUCUCCAGUAGUGUGAUGCUUAAGAAGAAUUUGGCCAGCAGAUCUAUUUACAGCAAUGGAAAAAAACAUGCAGCUUAUUUCUUACUGACACCUUGACUAUAUUUUUUAAAAGGAAAACAAAAGCCAAUCUCUCAGCCUACCAAGGCACUAAGGAGAACUUGUGAGUAUGCACUAUAUUCUACUUGGUUUUAAAAAAGUAGACUGACAGAAGUAGAGGAAGAUGCAUUUUUUAAAGCCAUUUAUAGUUAUUUCUCCUACUCCUUCAAAUCUACUCUCACAAAAAAGAUGUGUUGGUAAUAUAAACUACUGUAACUCUGCACAUUGCAGGCUAUGAGCACCAGAAGUGUAAGAAAAAUGAUUGUGAAAAAUUAAUAAUUUAAGAGAAUAUCACCCUCCAUUAGUACAGAGAUUAAGGAUUACAACUAUUUUGUUCACCAACAUAAUUUUGCAAAACAUCCUGAAGAUAAGGACAUACUCCAAAUCCUAGAGAACUGAACAGCUUAUCAAACAGAAUGAUAUCAACUCUCCUUAGAGCUCUGAAGCUUUCUAGGUCUGCCAAAUCCCUUACACAAGAUAAGGCACAUAUUAAACUUCACUUGCAGCACUUAAGUAAUGCCAUUCACAUACAUGCAUUAUCCAUUGCUGAAUGUGAGUGGCUGCUGAAAAAUAUUACCUAUUGGCUGCUAGUUACUUAGUCCUCCCAUAUUUACCAGGAAUGUGGCUGUGUGUUCCUCCACCACUUCCCAGGAGGCUGGGGAUACACAGCUGCUCAGAUUCAGCAUUAGACAGGGCCUGUGACUGAGAUUACAGGAACAGACUGGAAUGUUUUGUGCUGAGAAAAAUCUGCAUAACAUACUGAGCUGCACCUAGGUCAGAAUUCAAGUGUUUUAUGCUGUGACAAAAUGCCAAACAACAGGUUUGAUUGUAAACAGGGGUCUUCGCAGGGCCACACUACUGCGCCAAGAGACAUGCUGCUGUUCUUUAUGCCCUUAAUUAAAGACCAUUUUAAGGCUGGUGAGAGAACAGUGAAUAGCCACGUGUUCUCCUAAAGCAGUGACACGAGCAGCUACUGUUACUACAGUGCAAAUUGGUCAGGAGAAGAUGAAAGAGUUCACUGCUAAAAUUAGGCCUAUCCCUCAUCAUUGUUAGAGUGGAUACAGCAUAACUCAGUUAAAAGAUUAUGGUAACUUACAGCAACAAAAAGCAAAGCAGCUGAGGGAAACUGAGUGAGCAAAGGCAGUGAAGCUCUAAGAGAUGGUGUCACAUGUGGGAUUCUGAUCAGUUAUCCAGGAUUUCCUAGCACUGCUUUGCUAUCACUGGUGCAGUUCCAUGGGUAUUGAUCCAGCAAGCACGGUAACACAGUUCUAAGGUGGACUAUUGCCCCAACCCAAUUGCUGCUCACACAUAUAAGAAGUGGGGAAGCUUUAACUUCUUGCUACCUGUGGCUGCAGGGUGUUGUCUAGGCCCAACUGCUGUGUUCAUCUGACUGACUAAACCAUCCACUUUUUUGGAAAAUUUAAAUAAUGCAAAAGACAAUAGUCCUCCAGUGCUUGUCAGCAUGCAAAGGGGCAGGCACAGUCUCCCAACUGUUCAUGGAAAGGGAUUUUCAGGCUGCUCAGCUUAGUUCAGCACAAGGAGUAUGGGGGACACCUCUGGGGGACUCAGAAGCUCACUGCGAUCAUACAUCAUGCAGGUGGGCUCAGGAAAAGCACUGCUGAUGGCUCACCUCUAAAGAAGUAUUGAGAAUAUCCAAAACCAGUAAAUUUCUCAGCACCUUGGGUUGUGGUAGCAGAGACAGUAGGACCAGUGAAACCUCACUGGUGACAGGCAAAAUUACAGAGGAGGACUAUAUGCUUGAGAUGUUAGCAUCAUGUCUGAGAUCCUCUCCUUAAGUAAACUCAGGUCUCAAAAAGAAAGAUGAAUGGGACUCUUAUUUGGGUAAAAACUUUAAGAAAAAUGUUUUUUUUUUCUGCAUAAGAUAUUUGCUACAAACCGUAAACAUUAGAAACACCUUCAUGUAAUUGGACUUUCUGGAGCAUGACCAACAAG